Molecule: messenger RNA, 2670 nt
Organism: Pieris rapae (cabbage white)
Lineage: Eukaryota; Metazoa; Arthropoda; Insecta; Lepidoptera; Pieridae
Gene: Cow
Product: proteoglycan Cow
Exons: 8
Coding region: 173-1429 (418 amino acids)
Biological process (GO): establishment of protein localization to extracellular region
Molecular function (GO): protein binding; calcium ion binding
Source: RefSeq, a predicted model, not a curated record
AAGGCAAACCUCCGUGAAGACUUGCGGGCGGCAGCAGGAAGUGACAAUACGUGAGCGGUGGCCGCAUGCGUGUGAGGAUCCUCCCGCACUCCCGGACGCAGCGGGCGGCAGUGGCGCUGCGGCGAAGUGGCGACGCGAACGUCUGCGUUAAGAGAUCGGCUCUGCCCUCACCAUGCGAGCCGCUGCCGUGAUACCGUUGGCAGCUUUGCUAGCGCUGACUUCUGCGCGCUCUGACCACGAUUUUGAGUUCGACGAUACCCCGGAGGCGGAAACACGACGGCCGCGACGUUACGUCUACGACCCGCACAGCGAAGUGUGUAGAUCGUUGGUGUGCAAGAAGCGCGAGGUUUGUCUGCUGCGAGACUCGUAUACUGCUUUCUGCGCCAAUAAGAAAGAUAUCCUGCGUCGCGGCGACGUCAUAGUGUCUGCGGUGGGCACGGGCGGAGGGCCCGACGACGAGGACGUGUUCUACGAGUCGCGCGCCCUGCCCGACCAGCCCGAAGUGCUGGACUUUCCGGUGCCUUCUGCCAAAAACGAAAGGUGCGUGGGCUGCUCGGGCGUGUCCCGCGGUGGCUUCCUUUGCGGCUCCGACAACCGCACGUACUCCUCGCUCUGUCGGCUCGACCUACACAACUGCGUACAUCGUCCGCGCUCUCCCGUGCGCCUCGCUUGCGCCGGAUUCUGCCCCUGCCCUCGCCACAGCGGCGAUGAGACAGCGCGUAUCCCCGUUCCACGCCCGCAUCGCACGCGUCAACGCUCCGACGAGCAGGAGCGGCGACGGAGACGGCUCGAGAUGCGUACCAACGAGGUAAUGUUGCCGAGGCGCCGACCCUCCGCACCACCGCAGACUUGCGCGCUCGACAAGAUGGCCGACCGCCUUCUCGACUGGUUUUCCGUCCUGAUGGAACAGGCGGGUGCGACGCCGCCGCCACCACAUGGCUUCGGAGCCGAUUGUAAGCCCGAAGUGCGCUGGAUGUUCCGUCAUCUCGAUUCUGCCGGCGACGGCCUCCUGCAACCGGACGAUCUAUAUGCGCUGAGUCACGAUGAGCGCGAGCGAUGUCUACGUCCCUUCCUGGCGCGUUGCGGCCUCGGCGCGGGCGGCAUCGGUCGAGCGGCGUGGUGCGGCUGUCUGAGAGGCGCCUCGAGGCCCUGCGCUGCGUGGGCACGAGCCGCUCGCGGGCGAGGCAGAGGCGCCUACGUGCCAGCCUGCGACGCCAGAGGCUUCUACCGCCCGCGCCAAUGCCACGCCGCGCUAGCCGUCUGCUGGUGCGUGGACGCGCACGGCCAGGAACUACCCGGCUCGAGGACCAAAGGCGCGCCGUCAUGUCCAGGUGAAGUAGAGGAAGGAGACGAGAGCGCCGGAGGAGCACCGGCAGACGACGAGGACGAGGGCGGUAGCGGCGAUCGAGAGCCAGAUUUGCGUUACUGAGCGGACGAUAUAAUUAUUAAUCGGCCGCUUAGGUGUUUCAUUAUUUUUUUAGAUAAUAAGUAAUCUAUUUUUAGGCAAUAAGGUUUGUAAGAGUUGCUCUUGCCCGAUCGACAAUUCAUCAUAGUGUCCUCUUAAAACCCCACUAGGUAUUUACUUACAACCGGAUCUAAAUAAACAAGGCACUCAUUUGGGUUGCAAUGUAAAUAAAUUAGUAUGUAUUGAAAAAUAUCUUAAAUGUAAAGCAGGUGCCUACAGAAUACAACAGAACUAAGUUAUAAAAUUGACCUACCUACCUAAUUUUGUCCAAAUAAAAAGCCUAGCUCUUUUAAUUAUAUAUAAGUAAUAAUGACUAAAAUAUCUGUUCAUUAAAUGUAAAAAAAUGUUAAAAAUCUUAUAUUGAAGUUUGUUACCUUCCUACGUGGACCUCCUUUAUAAUUUUAUUAUGUCAAUAAUAUAUUUUUUAAAGGACUUCAUAUCAUGCAUCUUUCUUUAUAUGUAUUACAUACUAUCUGCAAACAGUCCACUUCAUAUUCUUAUAUGUCUCUACAUCACCAUUAAUUAUAUUCUAAUAAAAAAAUAUAGUGGCCUAAGUACUGUGUGGCUUAAAAACUAAUUCAGAAAAAGAACAAAAUUCAUUUAGAUAAAACUUAAUCAGUUUGUCUGAGGAUAUGUCUACAAGUUAACAAUUAGGUUCUAUCAAGAGGUGUAUCUCGGUAUAGGCGUAGUUUGUUAGUAAGGUAAAUAAAUAAUUUAUGAAUUAAAAAAUUGUUAAAAAGACAAUAUAACAUCCAAUUUUUUCAUCAGUAGUUUCAUCAAAAUUAAUGCAUCAAGUAAAUAAGUGCAACAAGGACAUUCUAUAAAUUUAUUCUUAGGACAUUAAAAUGUAUUGUGUAUAUGUCCAUAUAUUAGUUUGUAGGAAAUCUAACAAAUCUUAAUCUUGUAUACUUAUAGCAAUCUUAAGUUUAGCCACCUGAUUAAGGGUUGUAUAAUAUUAAAUAUACAGAAUUUGAGUUUAUAUAAUUAUGUAAUAUUAAUUGUGCACUUUAGAAAACCACACUAAAAUAAAUCUAGUAAAAAAAUUAUAAGUAUAAGUUAUAAAAGUAACCCCUUUAGGAAAAUGUAGUGAGAGGCAUAAUAAAGAGCUCCAUUUAGUGACACAGAAAAGGUUAUUUGCACUUUUUUAUUCUCACUUAUGUAAUGUUUUAAAAAUAAUUAAACAUGUAAUAAAUCCAAAGACCUUU